Messenger RNA from Diatraea saccharalis (sugarcane borer), 578 nucleotides. NCBI's taxonomy places the organism in Eukaryota, Metazoa, Arthropoda, Insecta, Lepidoptera, Crambidae. The record is from the annotation of a GenBank genome assembly.
AAAUUUACUAUCUCUGAAACCAAAUUUUUACAAAAGCUAUAAACAAAAAUUAGUUUGACUAUGUCUUAAAAUAGUAAGUAAAAUGUGCGUGUUUUAUCUAAUAACUGUUUCUUGCAGUUGGAGCAAAUUGUAUACUCGGCAGGCGACAAUAUAACAAUCACGUAUAUAUCAAAGAACCCCCAGAGUCCAGCGACAAUGGCCAACUCAACCAACCCCUUCUGGAACGCCAUUCAGAGUGCUGCUAAUGACCUGAACAUACCUUUAAUAACGGCAGUGCCACCAGGAUCCACAGACGCUCGUUACGUGCGUUUAGCUGGCGUUCCGGCUUUCGGACUUUCACCCCAACAGAACACACCAACUCUAUUACAUGCCGUCAAUGAGUACCUCGGCGUCGAUACUUUCUUAAACGGAAUCGAUUUCUAUGAGAAAGUGAUAAAAAAUCUGGCUAAUAUACCUGCCAAUGAAGUACAAAAUCCCAGGACGUACUUGUAUGACACCAUAAUAGUAUAAAGGUCAUUUAUUUUUUUAUUAUAUAUAAUUAAACGUUUGUUACUUUUUAUUUGUCUUUUAAUCUAAUC